GACAUCUUCAGAAGAUCUUGUCUCAGCAUCAUCCCCCAGAAUAUUCUGCGGAUUUCUAUGCUGCAUAUAUCAAUAUUCUGCUUGGUGUCUUCUACAUGGUUUGUAGGGACCUGAGAGAACUUCGGCAUCUGGCAGCACUCAAUUUUUCUAAAUACUGUGAACCAGUAGUCAGAGGAGAAGCAAAUGAACGUGACACCCGCAAGCUCUGGAAGAACAUUGAGCCUCAUUUGAAGAAGGCAAUGCAGACUGUUUAUCUCCGGGAAAUAUCCAGCUCACAGUGGGAGCGCAUGCAGCAUGAUGAUGCAGAAGCUGGGCAGUUGAAAGGACUUUCUGCACAUACACAUAUGGAACUUCCCUAUUACUCCAAAUUUCUUCUAAUAGCUGCUUACCUUGCCUCCUACAAUCCUGUUAGGACAGAUAAGAGGUUCUUUCUUAAGCAUCAUGGAAAGAUUAGAAAGACCAACUUUAUGAAGAGACAUGAGAAGACAAGCAAUCACCUCCUUGGGCCAAAGCCAUUUCCCCUGGACAGAUUGUUAGCAAUAUUAUACAGUAUUGUGGACAACAGAGUUACUCCAACUGCAAAUAUAUUUUCCCAGAUCACCUCUCUUGUGACACUACAGCUGUUAUCUGUGGUUGGCCAGAACGACCAGCUUGAUGGACCACGAUACAAAUGUACUGUAUCUCUGGACUUCAUCAGAGCUGUUGCCCGGACCGUGAACUUCGACAUAAUAAAGUACUUGUACGAUUUCUUGUGAAAACAAGCUUCACAGCCAUAUGGACACUGUGACAAUGACUAAGGCAAGCUGUGUUCAUCUCUCUACUUAGCUGGCCAGAAAGAAGAGUAUUUUGGCUCUUUUGGAUUUGUCCAAACAGGUGCUGGCCCAGCAUGGAACCUGAUGAAAAUACUCUGAUUGGUCUGGGUGGAUCUGAGCAGAGGACUAUUUACCAGGGACCCUGGAGUAUUUGGAAGCAAUGUGUUAAUUAUAAACAGCAGGGUUUGAGCACAAUCUGUUCUACUCUUAAUGAUGUUAUCUUAACACUGAAAUUGCCUGAAACCCAUUUACUUAGGACUGCAUUUUGCUCUAUGAACUCUCCCCAGUGCUUUGAACAUGGCAGCAGCCGUUGUUUGUAUGCCCAGUCUUUUCACUUCCUCUCCACAGGAAUCUUUGCAAUUGCCUGCCAAAGCAGCUUUUCCUGAGGCCACCAUUUUAGGAGAGUGGAGCAGCAAAGUAUAAUAAACAUAAGAACAUAUUCAAAAAUCAAGCUGGUACAAAUUCUUCCUUCUCUUCAGUACUAUGUAGGCAGACUGUUACACUGUUACAUGGAGAUCAUGAUGAUAGGAAACUCCCAGUUAAUCACCAUACUGUCUUUUUUUUCAGACCAUUCAUAAAUGUUGACUAUGAAUCUUACUUUUACAAAGCUCUGUUUAAAAAAAAAACAACAAACCAUUUAUUCUUAAAGUUCUAUCCCGACAUCAAACUUGGAAUGUUUUAUUUUUGCUUCUACAUUUUAUAGUCCCUUUAUGCUCAUCCAGUUAUAUUAAAUGCUAAUUAUAGUGCUGGUUGGAGUGAAUGUACU
Molecule: messenger RNA, 1578 nt
Organism: Acanthisitta chloris (rifleman)
Lineage: Eukaryota; Metazoa; Chordata; Aves; Passeriformes; Acanthisittidae
Gene: ORC5
Product: origin recognition complex, subunit 5
Exons: 9
Biological process (GO): DNA replication; DNA replication initiation
Cellular component (GO): nuclear origin of replication recognition complex; nucleus
Molecular function (GO): DNA replication origin binding
Source: RefSeq, a predicted model, not a curated record